This is a messenger RNA of Zygotorulaspora mrakii, 993 nucleotides long. RefSeq names its product phosphoserine phosphatase (gene SER2). Gene Ontology annotation, cellular component: cytoplasm. The coding region runs from base 1 to 993 and encodes 330 amino acids. Gene Ontology annotation, molecular function: magnesium ion binding; L-phosphoserine phosphatase activity. The record is from RefSeq and is a predicted model, not a curated record. Gene Ontology annotation, biological process: dephosphorylation; L-serine biosynthetic process. Lineage: Eukaryota; Fungi; Ascomycota; Saccharomycetes; Saccharomycetales; Saccharomycetaceae. The transcript has a single exon.
AUGUAUACACCAUUGAUGAAAAAAAAAAAAAUAGUAUCAUCGAUGUUGCAAUUACUUGAGACAUCUAGCCAUCAACCCGAGAUGUCCAGUUUUGUUAUCACUUGUAUUAGUCACGAGGACGUUUUGAACUUGGAGAAAAGGGCUGAAAUCUCCAAAAAAAUCAAUGCUGUACUCAGUUCUGAUGGAUACGAAGUCGAAAGCGAGCAGCAAUCAUCUGAAAAUGCCUUCGAUAUAUACGUCGAAAACUCAAAUACUAUUUCUCUGAAGGAAUUCCACCUAUUGCUCAAAGAAGUCAUCGAUUCAGUUAAGGAUGCUGAUUUAAUUGUUCAAUUGAACAACAAAUACCGUCAAAAAAAAUUGAUUGUGUUUGACAUGGACUCAACAUUAAUCUACCAAGAAGUUAUCGAACUAAUUGCUGCAUAUGCCAAUGUCGAGGACAAAGUUCGUGAAAUUACGGAGCGUGCGAUGAACAACGAGUUAGACUUCAAACAAUCGUUACAGGAACGUGUUAAAUUACUGAAAGGCCUCAAGAUAGACGAUCUGUAUGAUCAAAUCAAAUCGAAAUUGGAAAUCACUAAAGGUGUUCCAGAACUUUGUCAAGCUUUGCAUAACAACGGAUGCAAAUUAGCUGUCUUGAGUGGUGGAUUUAUACCAUUUGCAAAGUUUAUUAAAGAGCAACUAAAUUUGGAUUAUGCUGAAGCCAACAUCCUUGAGACCGAUUCCGACGGUCUACUCACGGGGUUCACCAAGGGCACAGUUGUUGACGGACAGUACAAAGCAGAGACGUUGUUGAGGCUAUGUAAAGAGUUCGAUAUUCCAGUCGAAGCAAGUUGUAUGGUAGGUGAUGGCGGUAAUGAUUUGCCCGCAAUGAAUGUCGCAGGUUUUGGUGUCGCAUGGAAUGCAAAACCCAGAGUCCAAGAACUUGCGCCAAGCAAGUUGAAUACUAAAUCAAUGAUAAACUUGCUGCACGUAUUUGGAUAUUUGGAGAUUUAA